Molecule: messenger RNA, 3061 nt
Organism: Daucus carota subsp. sativus
Lineage: Eukaryota; Viridiplantae; Streptophyta; Magnoliopsida; Apiales; Apiaceae
Product: glutamate receptor 3.7
Exons: 6
Coding region: 201-2939 (912 amino acids)
Cellular component (GO): plasma membrane
Molecular function (GO): ligand-gated monoatomic ion channel activity; signaling receptor activity
Source: RefSeq, a predicted model, not a curated record
AAGGUCUAUAAAUCCCCUGUUCUAAAGUCUAUAUAGAAUCUAAUUCUGUUUUUCUUUCUUGUAUGUGAAAGAUCAUAGUAAUUUUUAAGUCAAUAAUGCAGCUAACUGUAGUUCUGUCCCUCAAGUAUAAAGUCUAGAACUUGACAAAACACACAGGGGUUUUGCUGUUCUUGAAUUUUUAUGAGUCUUGAAGUUCAUCCAUGAAUUCACCUGAGGUUUUGGUAUCACUGACCCUUUUGGUUUUGGUCAGUUUGAGCACUUUGGUGUGCUGCAAAAGGCCUGAUAGUGUGAAUGUUGGAGCAAUAUUGAGCUAUGAUACAGUCAUUGGGAAGGCUGCGAAGAUAGCCAUGGAAAUGGCUGUGGAUGAUAUUAACAAGGAUCCAUCAAUUCUUAAUGGAACUGAGUUCAAGUUGAUUAUGGAAGACUCUAAUUGCAGUGUUUUCUUGGGCUCAAUGAAAGCAUUUCAGGUGAUUGAUAGAGAAGUGGUUGCAGUUCUUGGCCCUCAGUCCUCUGCAGUAGCUCAUAUGAUAUCUCAAAUUGCUACAGCACUUCAAGUUCCUCUUCUCUCAUUUUCUGCAACCGAUCCGACUUUAUCUUCCCUCCAGUUCCCUUACUUCUUACGUACGACACAGAGUGACUUGUACCAAAUGGUUGCUAUGGCUGAUUUGAUUGAAACUUACAGGUGGAAAGAAGUUAUUGCUAUCCAUGUGGAUGACGAUUAUGGAAGGAAUUGUAUAACUGUUUUAGGUGAUGAGCUGCAGAAGAGAAAGGCAAAGAUUCAUUACAAACUACCCUUGCCCCCUCAAUAUGAUCUCAACGAUAUCACUGAUGUUCUUAAUAGAUCUAAACCACUAGGUCCACGGGUUUAUGUGAUUCAUCUUAAUCCUGACCCAUUGUUCAGGAUCUUUAACAUAGCUGAAAAGCUUCAUAUGAUGACGAACGAUUAUGUGUGGCUCACCACAGAUUGGUUUUGUACUACUUUAGGUACAUUGUCCCCCAAAAAUAAAGUCCCUCUGAAAAUGCUCCAAGGUGUAGUAGGCCUUCGUCAAUAUACACCAGAGAAAACCAGGGAAAAGUCAUUUCAAUCUCGAUGGAUAGAAAUGCAGGAUAAUGGGUUGAUUUCCUCAGAGUUAAAUUUUUAUGGACUGUAUGCUUAUGACACAGUAUAUACAGUAGCACAUUCUAUCAAUAAAUUCUUGGAUGAUGGGAACAAUAUAACAUUUGCUGUGAGUGAUAAGCUACAAAAUGUGAAAGAAAGUGAAAUACAGCUUGGGAAGCUUAGAACUUUUGUUAGUGGAGAUAAUCUGCGUAAGAUACUAUUGGAGACAAACUUUACUGGUCUGACGGGAAAAGUUGAAUUUAAUUCUGACAGGAAUUUAGAGCCCUGCAGUUACGAAAUCAUUAACAUUGUGCAAAUGGACAUUCGUGCUGUUGGUUAUUGGUCUAACACUACAGGAAUCUCCAUAUCACCUCCGGAAUUUCUCAAACCUGUAAACACUAGCUUCUCUAGUUGGGAUCAGAAACUUGGGAAUGUUACUUGGCCUGGUGGAAGGAAAGAAAGGCCGCGAGGGUGGGUGAUUGGAGAUGAUGAAAGGCCGUUGAAAAUUGGAGUUCCUAAAAGAGCAAGUUUUGUUGAGUUUGUAACUGAAUUGGAAAAUCACACGGUACAAGGAUAUUGUGUAGAUGUGUUUCGUGAAGUGCUAAAGCUAGUGCCAUAUGGUCUUCCCUUCAACUUUGUGCCUUAUGGAGAUGGUCUGGUUAAUCCCCACUACGAUGAUAUUGUGAGAUUGGUCCAAAGUGAAGAGUUUGAUGCGGCAGUUGGUGAUAUUGCUAUUGUCACAAACAGGACAAUGAUCGUUGACUUUACUCAGCCAUACAUUUCCACCGGACUUGUCAUAGUAGCUCCCAUCCGGAAUUCAGAUUCAAGUGCAUGGGUCUUUCUUAAACCUUUUACAUGGGAGAUGUGGGCUGUAACUGCAGCUUCCUUUGUGAUGAUUGGUAUUGUUAUCUGGAUUCUGGAGCAUCGUGUCAAUGACGAUUUUCGUGGUCCUCCAAAGAGGCAGAUUAUAACAAUGUUCUUGUUCAGCAUGUCGACGCUGUUCAAGACUAACCAGGAAGAUACAGUAAGUCCACUCGGAAAGAUGGUAAUGGUGGUCUGGCUUUUCUUGUUAAUGGUGAUUACUUCUAGCUAUACAGCAAGCUUGACCUCAAUCCUUACAGUCCAGCAGCUUCCAUCAUCCAUAACUGGGAUUGAAAGUUUAAUUGCAAGUAAUUUACCCAUUGGUUAUCAAGUUGGUUCAUUUGCCUACAAUUAUAUGACAGAUAGUCUCAGUAUAUCUCCAUCAAGACUUAUUCGUUUGAAUACCCCUGAAGAUUACGAAAGGGCACUAAGAAAGGGGCCAAAAAAUGGAGGCGUGGCAGCCAUAGUCGACGAGCUUCCAUAUGUUGAAUUAUUUCUGUCAAACCAGACUGACUUCAGAAUUGUUGGUCAGUCCUUCACAAAAAGCGGAUGGGGAUUUGUUUUCCAGAAAGAUUCCCCUCUUGCAAUUGACUUGUCCACCGCAAUUCUAAAGCUUGCUGAGGACGGAGGACUUCAAAAGCUCCACAAUAAGUGGUUCUGUAAAAAAGGUUGUGCAGGGAGCAGGCUACACGACGCUGAACCUAACCAGCUGAACUUCAGUAGCUUCGUAGGCUUAUACAUAGUAUUUGGUUCUGUCACUAUAUUAGCUUUUACCAUAUUUUUGUUGCGAACUACUCGUCAGUAUAUCCGGUUAAAGAAAAAAGAAAGAGAUCCUUCUUCUCCGCUCUCAGCAAAGACCAGCUUCUAUAAGAAAUUAAAUGACUUUUUCGACUUCAUCGACGAGAAGGAAGAAGCAAUCAAGCGCAGAUUUAGGGGUGAUCAUCCUGCCCCUCAAACGACGAGCAGUUCAGAGGGAUAAAAAUCAUAGUACUAGACAUAUACUGGUAUGUACAUAUUUUCUCACUGUAAUAACUAAUACCUAUAGUUCCAAACUUAUAUUAUGAAGCAGAAUUUAAACAUAGUAUGGUAAGACUUUCCGGU